Staurois parvus is the source of this 247-nucleotide messenger RNA. NCBI's taxonomy places the organism in Eukaryota, Metazoa, Chordata, Amphibia, Anura, Ranidae. The record is from the annotation of a GenBank genome assembly.
AAUCACCUCUGGGAUUUUGAUUUUUUUCUUAAACAAACCAAAAACCACAGAAAAUUAAAAAAAAAACCAUUUUUUCUUAGUUUUUGUUAUACAGUUUUGUAAAUAAGUGAUUUUUCUCUUUCACUGAUGUGCGCUAAUGAGGCUGCUGGGCACUGAUAGGCUGCACUGAUGGACACUGAUGAGGAGGCACUGGUAGGUUGCACUGAUGGGGUGGCACUGUUAGGUGGCACUGAUGCGCACUGAUAGG